AUGACCUCCAUGGCAGCCGAGUCUGUGGCCACCAUCCUCUGCACGGCCAAGCAGACUCGCUUCAACAUUGACAGCACCAACUACCGCGAACUCGACAUUGAUGGCCUCAACAUCGUCGUCACUUCCGGAGAGAAAGCAGAAAAGGGAACUGGCAAAUCUAAAGGCAAAUCAAAGUCCGAUGGCCUUGAGAUCUUGUCCAACGCCAAGCUGCGAUUAAAAGAAGGCCAGCGCUACGCCUUGGUUGGCCGCAAUGGCACGGGGAAGUCGACACUGCUCAAGGCCAUUGCUCGGAAGCUGAUUCCAGGAAUUCCAGAGGGCUCCAGGAUCGCAAUUCUGCAGCAGACAAAGCUUACAGAAUCUGAUGAGGAUGACAAGACAACAAAGGAUGCCAAGGGCGAGGGGUCUGUCUUGCAGGAGGUUAUUGAGCGUGCCACAGCACGAAGCGUCAUCGAACAGGAGAUCAAAGUUCUCGCCGACGGCGUCGAUGCUUCGGAUCCAUAUGCUCCAAUUCGGGCCUUGAGAGGAUUGAAACACGAGAAGCUUCAGAAACGUCUCUUCCUCGUGGACAAGGAGGCUAGACUCCGAAGCGGUGCUCGAGGACUACAAGCGAGGAAAGCCCUUGUUGCUUUUGAGAAAGUGGUUGCUGAUUCACAAGCCUUACUAGACCAACCAGAUGACGAAAUCUCGGCCGAAGCUCUUCAAACGGAAACCCAAGAGGCAGCUGAUAUGCUGGCAGACCUGCAAAGCCAAAUUGAGCCUUCAAGGCUGGCCCAAAUCGAAGUUGAAGCUCGGAAAAUCCUGACUGGUCUCGGAUUUACCGAGGCAUACUUGGAAAAGCCUCUGUCCAGCCUUUCUGGAGGUUGGCAUAUGCGGACAGCUCUCGCCUCCGCGCUGCUGCAAGAGGCUGAUAUUCUAAUUCUUGACGAGCCGACCAACUUUUUGGAUCUUCUUGGAAUCGUCUGGCUUCAGCGCUAUUUGCAAUCAUUGGCAGAUAAAGAAAAGGCCCCUACGCUGAUCCUCGUUUCCCACGAUCGAGAUUUCAUCUCUCUCUGUACUGAUCUCCUCAUCUUGAAGGACAAGCAGCUCACUUACUUCCACGGCGACAUUCAAACGUACGAACGAUCGCAAUCCGAGCGCAGGCAGUGGCUCAUCAAAAUGAAGGAAGCCCAAGACAAGCAGAAAGCUCAUAUAGAGAAGACCAUUGCCCAGAAUCUCAAGGCCGGCAAAGCAAACGACGACCAGAACAAGAUUCGCCAGGCCAAAUCUCGGCAGAAAAAGCUGGAUGAUCGCUGGGGCAUGCAAGUCAGUGCAAAGGGCACAAGGUUCAAGCUGAACAGAGACCUCGUCGGCUUUUUCCUGACCAGCCGAGAGGGAAUCGAUAUCCCGCCGGAACAACGACCUGUCAUCAUCUCGCUGCCUGAGCCUCCAGAGCUGAGGUUCCCCGGAUCGCUUAUUUCGUUGGAAAAGGCAUCUUACCGAUAUUCACCAAGGUCGCCGAUAAUUCUUCAAGACAUCACUCUUACAGUCGGAAUGGGCGACCGUAUUGGUAUUCUGGGACUUAAUGGAGCGGGCAAAUCCACCCUCAUCAAGCUCCUUGUUGAGGAAUCUGCGCCAUCAUCGGGUACCGUUACAGCACACCCACGUUUGAGGCUGGGAUAUUAUUCUCAGCAUGCCGUUGAGGAAUUAAAGAACAUUGGCCGCGCCGAGCAGGGCUUGACCUCCCUUGCUCUUCUAACUAAAGAAGUUGAUGGUGCGUUGAACGAAGGAGAGAUCCGCGGUUUACUGGGCACGCUGGGCCUCCCUGGCCGUUUAGCAUCAGACGUUCCUAUUUCCAAACUAUCUGGUGGCCAGCUGGUGCGAUGUCAGCUGGCAAGACUAUUCUGGAAGCACCCGCAGUGCCUCAUUCUUGACGAAGUCACCACACAUCUAGAUUACGAGACUGUGACGGCGCUCCGGGAAGCGUUGAACGAGUGGGAGGGCGCUGUUGUGCUGGUGAGCCACGAUAGAUGGUUUAUGCGCGGAGCCAUUGAGGGUCAGAUUGAGGACCAGGGAGACGAUGAGGAUGAAGAUGGCGACGAGGAAGAGGAAGAGACUAUGCGGAGGAGGAUAGUCUAUCGGAUUAAAGGAGGGGGAAUCACGGAGCUGAAAAAUGGCGUCGAGGAGUUUGAGCGGGUUAUGGAGAAGAGGGUGAAGAAGUUGCUCGAGGCUAUAUGA
Molecule: messenger RNA, 2214 nt
Organism: Trichoderma asperellum CBS 433.97
Lineage: Eukaryota; Fungi; Ascomycota; Sordariomycetes; Hypocreales; Hypocreaceae
Molecular function (GO): ATP hydrolysis activity; ATP binding
Source: RefSeq, a predicted model, not a curated record